AUGGGCGACAACCCCCCCCACUUCGACAACAACGCAUUCAACACAACCAGCCCAUCCAGCCCAUCAUCAUACCUCGGGCGCAGCCCACCCAGCUUCAGAACCGGCUUUGUUGAUCCUAACUUCGACGUCGCACGUAUCGGUCCCUAUCUUGGCCCGGAGAUCGAAGCGGAACUACAAGCUGCGCGUGACGCGAGAGCAUGGAGGAUUGAACAAGGUGUUAGAGAGGAGUUGGCCCAGGAGCCCUACGGAGGGGAGGAGUUGGCUCAGAAGGCCUACGGAGGAGAUUUUCUGGCUCAGCAGGCCUACGGAGGAGCCUACACCUAAGAGUCGCUGGCUCUGCCACCCUACGGAGGAGAGUCGGUUGCGCCCCUCGUUCCGGAAGAGAGUGUUGAAGAUAGGCUGGGAUAUCUACUGACCGAACC
Pseudogymnoascus destructans is the source of this 422-nucleotide messenger RNA. RefSeq lists its product as uncharacterized. The coding region runs from base 1 to 324 and encodes 107 amino acids. NCBI's taxonomy places the organism in Eukaryota, Fungi, Ascomycota, Leotiomycetes, Thelebolales, Thelebolaceae. The transcript is spliced from 2 exons. The record is from RefSeq and is a predicted model, not a curated record.